GCUUCUCCAUCCACCGUGGCAUCUCCAUCCUCCCAAUCCCUCCUACAAUGCGAUGUUCAGUCGUUCCCGAGCCCGGAACGUACUGACAGUCUGUCCCGACCUGAGAUUCCCCUUCCUUUCCGUCGAGAACUCCAACCCGAACUCCGCCGGCGCCGCAGCUCUCCGCAAGUAGCUGGCAUACCAGCCGAGAAAGAGAAGGUGACCCUCUGAUUGUGGCUAGCACUCGGUGUUAUUGAAGUCGUUAUUUCAAGUUACGUGGUUGUUUACGGAGACGGCCAAUCUUAUACUCUUGUUGCAUAAAAGGAGCACUGGCUGUGGACUUCAGUUCCGUGCGGGGAAGAGUUCCUGGGCCUAGCUAGGCACACGGUAAGGGAACCAACAGGUCGAGACGAACCCGUCCACUAUCUCUAUCUAUCCCUCUAGCAGCAGCAGAAGAAAAACAUAUGCCGAAAGUGAAACGGGGAUACAUAACUCGAUUACAAUGGCGUGGUACUCUCUCCUCCCCGCAGAUCUGAUCUACAUCGAGAGCUGGGUUGUUCGGAUCUUUAUUCUCCUCGGUAUCCUGACGAUCCUUCCCUGGGCGGUGCUGAUUGUCUUCGAUUUCGGUUUAUAUAUUUGGCGGAUACUGACGUACGAGAUCCCUGUUGUUGGGGGGCGAGCGCGAGGGAUGCAACGCCCUCGUGCACCGAGUUUGAAUGAGCUUCCUGAUCGAUUACGGCUGGGACUUUCUUAUCCUUCUUCCGGAGUCUGAAUCGCUUUCCGGACCCGGACGCGGAUCCCAGAAAACAAACGACAAAGAAGAAGGGAAAGAAGAAGAAAAGUACAUCCUCCAAGCAUACACAACCUACUCCCCCGGCCCCCGCUGGCUUUGAUCCGCGCAUCAAACUCGGCCGCCGACUUGCAGACAUCCACUCCCCUGUCCCCGGGUACAAGGAGAAGCUGCAGCGCAGCAUGGACCGCUUCUUUGCUCGGCUUGAGGCGGGCAAGUUCGUGCAGCGCGUGAACUGGAGUGUCAUGACUGGGGAGACGGGGCUUUUUGCGUUUCAUACGUAUAUACGUACCCAAUUCAAACUAUCAAGGAUGAAGGACUAGGUGAGGAGGAUCUGGCUCUCGCGAUUGAUGGCUUGAAAGAGGGCAGUGUGCCCUGUUAUUCACUCGUAUAAGAGAGGCCCGUACUGGGGAGAAGCUGUCAAAGGGUAUCUGCGUUCAU
Messenger RNA from Aspergillus ochraceoroseus IBT 24754, 1210 nucleotides. RefSeq lists its product as uncharacterized. The transcript has 3 exons. NCBI's taxonomy places the organism in Eukaryota, Fungi, Ascomycota, Eurotiomycetes, Eurotiales, Aspergillaceae. The record is from RefSeq and is a predicted model, not a curated record. The coding region runs from base 482 to 751 and encodes 89 amino acids.